CAGGAGCGGGAGAGACUGGGGGAGCCUCGCCCCAGCACGCCCAAGGCAGCCCCCGGCCAUGGCACCAGCCAGCCCCGCCCAGCUCUUGGGGCAGAGAAGGCUGCUGCCAGGGGCCUGGCUCCCCGGCCCUGCGCGGCGCCCAGUCACAUGGUGUCUGAUCUCCCUGCCCAGCGCGGCCGGUCGCGCUUCCUGGGCCGGGCAGGAAGCAGCAUGGAGCUCGGCCGCGGCUGCUGAGAGAGGCGGCAUCGGAUUGGACUCUGCGUCCGGGGCCCCGGAGCGGCUGCCCGGAUGGCUGCGCAGGGCUCUUCAGGGGAGGCCAUGGACCAGCGGCUCCAGCAGGCCCAGAUAUUCAAAGAGGACGGGAACCGGUGCUACAAGGAGGGGCGCUUCAGAGAUGCCGUGAGCCGCUACCACCGGGCACUGCUGCAGUUGCGAGGGCUGGACCCCAGUGUACCCUCUCCCCUGCAGGCCUUCGGGCGCGAGCAGCCGCCAGUGACACCUGAACAGGAGAGGGCACUGCACGGCACCCAGACCGACUGCUACAACAACCUGGCUGCCUGCUUGCUCCACAUGGAGCCAGUGAACUAUGAGCGGGUGAAGGAGUACAGCCUCAAGGUGUUGGAGAGGCAGCCUGAGAACCCCAAGGCCCUGUACCGCGCUGGCGUGGCCGCCUACCACCUGCGGGACUAUGACCAGGCCCGGCACUAUCUCAUGGCGGCCUCAUGCAGCCAGCCCCGAGACGCCAACGUCAAGCGGUACCUGCAGCUGACAGAGUCCCAGCUCAGCACCUACCACCAGAAGGAGAAGCAGCUCUACAUGGGGAUGUUCAGCUAGCGAAAUCAAGGCUCCCCCAACCAGAUACCACCAGGGCCACAUGGAUGCACCCCCCUUUCCUGGACAGAACUCCAGGGCCACGUGGAUGCACUCCCCCUUCCUGGACAGAACUCCAGGGCCACGUGGAUGCACUCCCCUUUCCUGGACAGACUGCCAGGCCACAGGGACACCCCCACUGACAUAACACCAGGGUAACGGGGAUAUGUCUGGCUUUCCAUUGAUGGCCUAGGACCCAUAAGGUCAGUUGGGACCUGGAUUGCUAGAGAGGAAACCCCAGGCUGGUGGCUAGGACCUGCUUGGACUGCUCCCCUUUCUCUUGUCUGAGGACCAGUGUCCUCUCUGUUGCUCCCAAGGGCCUGGGCAUUCCCAGAGUCACAACUGCACAGGCUCAACCACCCCAUGGUUGUGGGGCCACAGACAGGGAACGUGGGCUGGAUCAUUAGCUGUGUCACCCUGCUGGCCCUCUUCAUAAAGUGACCUGUCUCCC
Molecule: messenger RNA, 1321 nt
Organism: Trachemys scripta elegans
Lineage: Eukaryota; Metazoa; Chordata; Testudines; Emydidae
Gene: TTC9C
Product: tetratricopeptide repeat domain 9C
Exons: 4
Coding region: 289-834 (181 amino acids)
Molecular function (GO): protein binding
Source: RefSeq, a predicted model, not a curated record